Molecule: messenger RNA, 1917 nt
Organism: Talaromyces stipitatus ATCC 10500
Lineage: Eukaryota; Fungi; Ascomycota; Eurotiomycetes; Eurotiales; Trichocomaceae
Product: t-complex protein 1, alpha subunit, putative
Exons: 6
Coding region: 94-1797 (567 amino acids)
Biological process (GO): protein folding
Cellular component (GO): chaperonin-containing T-complex
Molecular function (GO): ATP hydrolysis activity; ATP binding; ATP-dependent protein folding chaperone
Source: RefSeq, a predicted model, not a curated record
AGACAAGAAAUACUUGGGAAAGCUUCACUGCUGAGAGAAGCUCCUGAAAUACCCCAGUAUUCAUCCUUUACUCCUUUAUAAUACCUCAGCAUAAUGGCGGGAAUCUUUGAGCAGCCGCGGAAUGCGGGCACUCUCUUCCUCGGUGGUACGAAAAUUAGCGGCGCCGAUAUACGAGAUCAGAAUGUGCUUGCAACACAGGCUAUCGCGAAUGUCGUGAAGAGUUCGUUCGGCCCGUCUGGGUUGGACAAGAUGAUGGUGGAUGAUAUCGGAGAUGUCACAGUCACGAACGACGGCGCUACGAUCUUGAGUCUUCUGGAUAUCGAACACCCUGCCGGUAAGAUAUUGGUUGAUUUGGCUCAACAGCAGGAUAAAGAGGUUGGAGAUGGCACUACCUCUGUCGUUUUGAUCGCCUCCGAGCUUCUGCGAAGAGCCAAUGAACUUAUGAAAAACCGAAUUCACCCCACCACCAUUAUCACCGGCUACCGAUUGGCGUUGAGAGAAGCUGUGAAAUACAUGAAUGAGAAUAUCAGCACAAAGGUCGAAAAUUUGGGAAAGGACAGCCUACUGAAUAUUGCCAGGACCUCAAUGUCUAGCAAGAUCAUCGGUGCCGAUGGUGACUUCUUCGCAAACAUGGUCGUUGAGGCCAUGCUUCUCGUCAAGUCCACAAACCAAAAGAAUGAGAUUAAAUACCCUGUCAAGGCAGUGAACGUGUUGAAAGCUCACGGAAAGAGUGCAACCGAGUCCAUUCUAGUUAAGGGAUAUGCCCUUAACUGUACUGUUGCUUCUCAGGCUAUGAAGACGCGGAUAACAGAUGCCAAGAUUGCCUGUCUCGACAUGAAUCUACAGAAGGAGAGGAUGAAGCUUGGCGUUCAUAUCACUGUUGACGAUCCCCAGCAACUAGAAAAGAUCCGAGAGCGAGAGUCCGGUAUUGUCUUGGAUCGAGUUGAAAUGAUUUUGAAGUCCGGCGCAAAUGUCAUACUUACAACCAAAGGUAUUGAUGACAUGGUUCUGAAGACAUUCGUCGAGAAGGGUGCCAUGGCUGUGCGACGUUGUAAGAAGGAGGACUUGAGGCGGAUUGCAAAGGCUACUGGAGCCACACUUAUCAGCACACUUUCGGACUUGAACGGUGAUGAGAAAUUUGAGACCUCAUAUCUUGGUUAUGCGGAGGAAGUUGUGCAAGAGCGCAUCUCAGAUGAUGAGUGUAUCCUUGUCAAGGGAACCAAAGCCCAUUCUUCUGCAUCAAUCAUCCUCCGUGGUCCCAACGAUUUCCAGUUGGAUGAGAUGGAGCGGUCUGUCCAUGAUUCAUUGUCCGCUGUCAAGCGAACACUCGAGAGUGGCAGUGUUGUCCCUGGAGGCGGUGCCGUCGAAACUGCACUACAUAUCUAUCUUGAAGAAUUUGCUGUCACUGUGAGCUCUCGAGAACAACUCGCCAUCGGUGAGUUUGCUCAAUCCCUCCUCGUCAUCCCCAAAACCCUAGCCGUCAACGCUGCCAAGGACUCUUCCGAGCUCGUCGCCCAACUCCGAGUCCGUCAUGCCAUCUCUCAACGCAUCCAAGAAGGUGACGCCAACGAAGAAGAAAAGGCCAUUGCCAAGAAGAAGACAUAUCGCAACUACGGUCUCGACUUGACCAAGGGUAGAGUCCAGGACUCUGUCAAAGCCGGUGUACUUGAACCCAGCAUGAGCAAGGUGAAGCAAUUGAAGAGUGCGGUCGAAGCUUGUAUCGCUAUUAUGCGUAUUGAUACCAUGAUCAAGUUAGACCCUGAACAGCCAACAGAGGAUGAUGGACAUGGUCAUUAGUCGGAUGUGGUGGGUUCGAUUCUUAGAAAAAAGAUAUUAAUGAGCAAAUAUGUGAAGGUUUAACUUUAGAGUGUACCUAAUUAUACAGAAAAGUAAUACCACAUUGACUUACAUUAUCGU